GAGGAAUGGUACGAUGCUGAAGAAGAGCAUGAGGAAGAAUAUUUAAGUGAGGAUGAAGUCGUGGAUCCGGAUGCGGUUGGUAGUGGUGAGCCAGCAGCCCCUGAAGCCCACCCAGUCCCGACAGCAGCCUUGCACGUGCAUCCGCACCGUGCCAUGACCAGUGACUCCGUGACCACAGCCGCUUCGACGACUCCUUCGCCAAGCAGGCUUGCAGUUGUCCCGGCCCUAUCCGAUUCGCCGGAGCCUUCGCCGCCAUCCACAGCCCCUGCCCUAUCCGAUUUGCAGACCCCUCCGCCAAACAGCAAGCCUUCAGCAGAAGUCCCGACCCCAACCGACGAGAAGGAGCCAUGUGCACGCCGCACGAAACAGCUGAUGCUCGAAGCCUUGAACGAGGAGUGUGAGUUGCUAGAGUUGCUCCUAAAGAAGAAGCAAAAGCUAGCCGUCGCAGAUGCUGGGGCACGGGGCAGCAAUAUGGACCAGACCGAGACGCUGCCGAUGAUGCCCGCAGAGGCCGAUGAGGUCUUGCAGGAAGCGAAAGUCCAGGUUGGUUCUUUUGAGCAGCGAAUGCAACAGUUGGCAUAUGAGGAGCCCCCCCAGGUGCCAUACUUCCAGGCCCGAACACUAGCCAUGGAAGCUGAUGCUGAAGCUACGGAAGACAUUCCUGUCCCAUUGCCCCAGCCUACGGAGAAAGCUGACGAGCCCGAGACCCCGUGUCUUAGUCCGAACGAAGCUGUGCCACCCCAGGAGGUAGCACAGGAGGUUGAGGAGGUAGCACCGGAGCCACGCCAGAAGGUAGCACAGGAGCCACGCAAGAAGGUAGAGCCACCCCAGAAGGUAGCACAGGAGCCACGCGAGAAGGUAGCACCGAAGCCGAGCCAUGCACAGGAGCCGAACCCAUCCCAGGAGGUGGAAGCAUCCCUAGCAGAGGCAGACGAGGCCAAGGUCCCGAUCAGCAAAGGUGGGAAGAAGAGAAAGACCAAGCAGCAGCCAGCAAAGGAGCAGGGGGCAACAAUAUUGCCGAAGAAGAAUAAGAAGAAGAAGGCCCCCUCAAAGGAGGCCCUCGGUGAUACGCUGGACGCCGAAGUCCCGAAGACAAGCAAAGGAAAAGGAAAGGGGAAGAAGAAGGGAAAGGGGAAGCAUAAUGAUCCAGAGCCCAAAGCCACCAACAACAAGAAGCAAUCGAAGGAAGCAGAGGAGGAGGACGAGGAGCCACAGCCCAAAGCCACCAAGAAGAAGCGAGCGAAAAAAGCAAGGGAGGAGCCACAGCCCAAAACCACGAAGAAGAAGCGAGCGAAGGAAGCGAGGGAGGAUGACGAGGAGCCACAGCCCAAAGCCACUAAGAAGCGAUCGAAGGAAGCAAAGGAGGAGGGCGAGGAGCCACAGCCCAAAGCCAACAAGAAGCGAUCGACCAAGGAUGCAAAGGAUGAGGGCGAGGAGCCACCGUCCAAAGCCAGCAAGAAGAAGCCAGGGAAGGAGCCAUCGCAAGAUGAAAUCUUGGAGGAACGCCGCAUGCGAAACUCUCGCAAGAGCGGGGCAUACCACAGUGCAAGGAAUGCUGCUAUUAAAAGCGGUUUGAGUGAAGCUGAAGCCAAGAAGAAGGCACAGGAGGUAUCUUGUAUGAGAUGCUAUUAUGUCAUGUUAACAUUAAGUUGUCAUGAAGUCAUGUCUUGUGGCUGCAUGCACACUCUCGCUGUUUUCUGUGCGAGAACUAUCCAAGGCAUACAAGAACACGAAGUGACCGCUGGUGACCGCUGUAGAGUCAUCCGUGUGCUUCCACAUGUGUUGGCCUCUUUUUCUAUGCCGAGUUUUCAUGCAAUGCAGGGUACAUGUUGA
Symbiodinium necroappetens is the source of this 1833-nucleotide messenger RNA. Lineage: Eukaryota; Dinophyceae; Suessiales; Symbiodiniaceae. The record is from the annotation of a GenBank genome assembly.